AUGGUGAUUGCAAAUUUGAGUUGUGGUGGCACGGUUUCGAGAGCCUUAACAAAUAAACACAGUCGGAAAUGGGCAUUUUCUUCGAGCCAUUCAAGAGAAUUUCGCGGUUUUCUUGCGAGAGGGACGAGAAAUGUGGAGGUUGUUGUUGGGCGUUGUUCUCUGUCCUUGGACAAUACAAGAGGGUUUUUGAGUUCAUCAAUUUUCCGUCAUAGGAAGCCUAUAUUUUCGAGGUUCGACAGUCGGUUGAGAGGCGUGCAAUCCUAUAAUUUUGAGGAGAGUUCUGUCAUCGAAGAGGAAAGUCUUCCCGAAAAUUUGAGUCUACUUAAUGAGUUGAACGGGACUGUUUCUUCUGGAAUCAAUGAAAGUAAUAGCACGUUGACAGAAGUUCCUGCUAGUACAUCUCAAUCGAAAGAAGCUAUCGAUGAGCUUAUAAUGCUGUCUUUACCAGCACUUGCGGGGCAGGCCAUUGAACCACUCGUACAAUUGAUGGAGACUGCAUUUAUUGGCCGUCUGGGUUCUGUGGAGUUGGCUUCUGCUGGUGUCUCUAUAUCUCUCUUUAAUAUAAUCUCAAAACUCUUUAAUAUUCCUCUCCUUAGUGUUGCUACUUCAUUUGUGGCUGAGGAUGUUUCAAAGAAUGCAAGAAGAUUAUCCGCGGCAGAUGAAGAGGAAGGUGCCCAUGGAAAAUCUUUCAUACUUGCCACGGAAAGGCUGCAGCUAUCUUCUGUAUCCACAGCCUUACUACUAGCUGCUGGCAUUGGCAUCUUUGAGGCUAUGGCCCUGUCUUUAGGAUCUGGACAGCUUCUCAGUUUGAUGGGCAUAUCACGGGCUUCUUCUAUGCGUGCUCCAGCACAACAAUUUCUUUUUCUGAGGGCUAUUGGUGCUCCAGCAUUUGUUGUAUCUUUGGCUCUUCAAGGCAUUUUUCGUGGUUUUAAGGAUACUAAGACGCCUGUAUAUUGUUUAGGCUUUGGAAAUUUUACUUCUAUAUUUCUAUUCCCUUUACUUAUAUAUUAUUGUCAACUGGGUGUUUCUGGAGCUGCCAUUUCUACAGUUAUAUCACAAUACAUCGUCGCUUUUGCAAUGAUCUGGUGUCUGAGUAAGAGAGUGGUGUUAUUGCCUCCGAAACUUGGAAACCUGCAAUUUGGUGGUUAUCUAAAAUCAGGUGGUUUUCUUAUUGGGAGAACUCUUGCUGUCCUUCUGACACUGACACUCGGUACUUCAAUGGCUGCUCGUCAGGGUCCUGUAGCAAUGGCUGCUCACCAAAUAUGCGUACAAGUCUGGCUGGCUGUAUCCCUUCUCACAGAUGCACUUGGUACAUCAGCUCAGGCCUUGGUUGCCAGUUACAUUUCAAAAGAUGAUUACAGGACUGUGAAGGAUGUCACGCAUUUCGUGUUAAAGAUAGGAUUUGUUGCUGGUGUUUCCUUAGCUGUGAUUUUGGGUGUUUCUUUUAGUUCUUUGGCCCCUUUGUUUACCAAGGAUGUUGAAGUUUUAAGAGUUGUUAAAACUGGUGUUUUGUUUGUAAGUGCCAGUCAACCUAUGAAUGCACUAGCAUUUAUUUUCGAUGGUCUCCAUUAUGGUGUUUCGGACUUCCCUUAUGCGGCACAUUCUAUGAUGCUGGUGGGGGCAAUAUCUUCUGCAUAUUUGCUAUGGGCUCCUACAGUUUUUGGUCUUCCUGGUGUUUGGUCAGGCUUGACUCUCUUCAUGGGAUUACGGAUGAUGGCAGGAAUUAUCAGGUUAAUGUCGAAAGAUGGCCCCUGGUGGUUUCUGCAUGGUGAUGUGAACAAAGCCAAGGUUAGCUUUUGA
Fraxinus pennsylvanica is the source of this 1800-nucleotide messenger RNA. The record is from the annotation of a GenBank genome assembly. Lineage: Eukaryota; Viridiplantae; Streptophyta; Magnoliopsida; Lamiales; Oleaceae.